AAAUCAUUCACCUGCAAUUUUAUAAGAAUUGAGACAUCACAUGGAUAAGAUGUACGUACGUGCACAGGGGAACUUUCUGAUGAGGAAAUAGAUAAGCAUGCACAAAUAUAUUUUUCAUUGAUAAAAGUACCUUCGUCACAGGAAGUUUUAAAAGAUGUGCUUUUAGUGCUAACGUUAUCUUGUCUGUCAAACUUAUAUCAGCUUCUGAAAGAAAAAUCAUGUCUCGUAUUUAGUAAUAAUAAAGAUCAAAAUUUAUUUGUUUCUUACAGAAGUUAAACAGCAAAGUUUCUUUCAUAAAUCCAAUCCAUGCAUAUGAAAGUUAUAUAAAUGACAUGCAAUAGCUUUCUAGAAGGCUACGAUCAAUAUAAUUAAAAUACAUGCAUAUGAAAGUUAUAUAAAUGACAUGCAAUAGCUUUCUAUAAGGCUACGAUCCAAUAUAAUUAAAAAGAAACGCAAAUGAAACUUAUAAAAUGUCUUCAACAUAAAUAACCUUUAGACAACGACUUGCUAUGAAAAGAAAUACGUACAAAUGAUAUGUAUGUUAUUAUAAAAUGAAAAGACGAUAAGAUUUUAUAUCGUCACAUUUACAUCCUUUCCAGCUCCACUUACAGUGCAUUAUACUUUAAAGGGAAUUUUCAAAAAAACAAUGUAAAGAUCUCGCGUCAGUCUUUAAAGUUGAAAUGUAUUCUAGUAAAAACAGAUGUUUUAACAAAAUGUAAACAAUAUAUAUGUAUAAGGUGUGCGUAGAGCUAUAUUGGGGAGCAUUGUUCUCCUCUUCAAGACAUACGCACAUAAUAACAAAGCGUUAAUUAAAAACGUUGAAUGAAGUGCAACGUGAAAGAUCAUCUACUUCAAAAAUCACCAAAAUAAUUAAUAAAAUCAAUUUUUCCAUAAAAAGAACGUUAAAACAAAAAAAGAUCUACACCUACAUAAAAUGCACACAAAGAACAAGGAUAGAAGAUUAUUACAUAAAUAGCACUGCAUGCACAACAUGAUCUCUUCAAAAUAUUUCGUAUUAUGCUUCAUAAUUAAUUUUUACUGCAAAAGUGGUAAUUAUAAUGGAGAAUUUUUUAUAAAACUACUCUACAGUUAUAAUGAGCAAUUUUUCAAUAAAUAGCAUCUUCUGCAUGAAAGCAAUAAUCAUUAAUUAUUACGUAAGUUAAUAAAUGAAAAACAGAGAAAAAGAGAAUCCUAUAUUGUUGUUGACAUAGCUAUAUUAGUGUAGAUAUUGCACAGAUGAACACGUUGCAGACGAAAGAAGACAUUCAACAGAAAAUAUGGGCAUGGAAUUUCUUCAAAAUGACGAGAAGAUUGUGUUGACAAGUAUCCUCCUAACUCUGACAAUUCUUGGUGUUAUUACCAAUGUAUUCGUCGUGUAUGCUAUAACAUCAUUUUCAAGACACAAAGAUAUACCGUCCAACUUGUUCAUUCUUAAUCAAGCGUUCGCACAUUUAGGCAACGUUCUAUCAACGAUAUGUUAUGUAAUUCAUAUGUUUUACUGGAUUUGGGGUGUAGUUUAUACAAUUUUUACUUUCACCUUAUUUUCAUCGCUGGGUAGUUUAUGCCUAAUGACCGUCAACCGUCUUGUCUCCGUUGUAUGGCCAUUGAGAUACCCGAGCAAAAUAACAGCCCAUCGAGCUAAUGUAAUGGUUGCAUUUGUAUGGUCUGUGGCUUUAACAUUUACGCUGUUACAUUUACUGGGUUAUGCUGUGUACUCAGAUCCGAACUUUUUCAACUAUGGUCGUUAUUAUCUUAUGCUAUUAAUAGUCGUUUUCAUCGGGUCGAAUUUCUACAUGUUUUACUUGAGUAGAAAACAGUCGAAGCACAUUUCAAACGUGUUACGAGCCGUUCAAACAGGACUGCAACAGAGUAUAAGAGACGAUCUGAAAUGCAUCAAAACUGUGGGAAUGGUUGGAAUUACUUUUGUCAUGGGAUGGUUUCCUCUUAUUAUACUAUUUUUUCUUUAUGGCGAUAAGAAAGAAGAAAAAGACUUUCAGAGGUUUUCAGCAUUUCUCUUGCCUUUGACAAUCGUAAAUGUUAUUUCAGAUCCAUUCAUAUAUUAUGUGCGGAGUUCGGAAUUCCGUAAAUUUUAUAAAGCGUGGAAAAGAAAACAAGGACUUGGUAGAUUACAUUCUACAGUUAAAAUUGAGAAUGCACACUCGCUUGAAGCCUUUUAUGUGAAGUAACAAGACAAAAUUUGACUGAUUGAUCUUUUAUUGCAAAAAACAACAACAUAGUCUUCAUUUUUUGAUAAUAAUCAGCCAUAUACGUAACAUGCCUAUCUAAUUUUAGCUUGGACGUAUAAAGAUUACUUCUGUUUUUGCGCAUUUCCGCUGUAAAUGACAUACGUGCAAUAUGUUUCCGUGUAUUGACUUCAUUAUAGAGCCUGCUGUGAUCUCUUAUCUAAUAUAUUAAAUAAGCCACUUGA
This is a messenger RNA of Xenia sp. Carnegie-2017, 2428 nucleotides long. Its product is annotated as cannabinoid receptor 2-like. The coding region runs from base 1278 to 2186 and encodes 302 amino acids. Gene Ontology annotation, biological process: G protein-coupled receptor signaling pathway. The transcript has a single exon. Gene Ontology annotation, cellular component: membrane. The record is from RefSeq and is a predicted model, not a curated record. NCBI's taxonomy places the organism in Eukaryota, Metazoa, Cnidaria, Anthozoa, Malacalcyonacea, Xeniidae. Gene Ontology annotation, molecular function: G protein-coupled receptor activity.